Linum trigynum is the source of this 1659-nucleotide messenger RNA. Lineage: Eukaryota; Viridiplantae; Streptophyta; Magnoliopsida; Malpighiales; Linaceae. The record is from the annotation of a GenBank genome assembly.
CGCCAUGAGCCCAUGAUCAAUUUGUCUCAUGAGACAUGAAGUGCAAAACAAAAAGCCCAACUCCCACGACCAAUCACCGCCACUUAACUUCCGUUUCCCGCCGACGAUCUGCUUACGGCAGUUAGCUGUCGACUUUCCCAGCGGCCAUCCCCAAUUUCAAACUCCCCAAAACCCUAUCUAGGCUCCGAUUUUCUAUACUCCAAUCUGAUUUUCUCUCCAACCCGUAUGAUCGUAAGAAACUGGAAGUCCAAAUGCAUCAAAGCCCUAACCUCAGCUUCCCAAAAUCUCAUCUUUCCGCUAGCCAACAAUGAUCCACCAAAUCUCCAAUGUUCUUACACCCAAACUCAGAGCUACGUUCAAGUGACUAUGAAAUGGAAGAAAGAUCCCUACUUCGACUCAAUCGAGCACAUUCACAAGUCCACGGAGCUGAAGCGCAUUGUUUCUCUGAAGAACGUCAUAGCUCGGAACACCAAUGGUUGCAUCCCCAUAUCUGAUGUGUCAAAGAAAGGUCUGCAAUUUGAUCUGAAAAUCAAAGUGGCUAGGUUUUUUAGGCAAUACCCAUCAAUCUUCGAGGAAUAUGUUGGCCCCCAUCAUAAUUUGCCCUGGUUUAGGUUGACCCAGAGAGCAGCCGAGAUUGAUAGAGAAGAAAUGAGUGUUCUUGAGGAUCAGAAGGGUGGUCUAACGGAAAGACUGAAGAAGUUCAUUUGGAUGAGUAAAGAAAAGGCAGUGCCUUUGAAGAUCAUCCAAGGGAUGGCAUGGUAUUUGGGUUUGCCUGAUGAUUAUCUGCAGAGAUUCGAUGAUGGGUCUUUCAGAUUAGUGGAUUUGGAAGGUGGGUUGAAGGGUUUAGCUGUUGAGAGCCAAGGAAGAGUUUUAUCUGUCCUUCAAAAGAACGCCAUGAAGCAAGGGGUUUAUUCAGGGGAGCCAAUGGAGGCAUUACAGUUUCCUCUCUUUCCAUCAAAAGGUUUGAGGCUUAAGAGGAAGAUAGCUGAUUGGCUCAUUGAGUAUCAAAAACUUCCUUAUGUGUCACCAUAUGAGGAUUACUCCUAUUUGGAUACAGACAGUGAUAUUGCAGAGAAGAGGGUUGUGGGGUUUCUCCAUGAGUUGCUUUGUUUGUUUGUAGAUCAUUCAGCUGAAAGAAAGAGGCUUUUGUGCCUGAAGAAGUAUUUCGGUUUGCCGCAGAAAGUGCACAAGGCGUUUGAAAGGCAUCCCCACAUUUUUUACUUGUCUUUCAGGAACAAGACCCGUACAGCGAUUCUAAAGGAGGCUUAUCGCGAUGAAUCAGCCAUAGAGAGGCAUCCUUUAUCAAGAGUUAGGCAGAAGUACGUUGAAUUGAUGAUGGAGUCCGACCCCAUUUUGAAGAGGAGAAGAAGAUCAAGUACUCAAGUUGAGGCUAUUGAUAAUGAGAAAUCCGAGUCUGAUUUGGAUUGCCACUGUGACAGUGCACUCGCAAGCACAGAGUAUUCGUCAAACGAAGUAGUUGCAGGAGGGAGUUGACUUUGGUACAAAGUAUCCUGAGAAUCUAUUGUUGGUUAGACAUUCCAGCGUUGACAUGAUAAACGGGCAUGAACGAGUUGGCAAUGUAAUCAGACUUUUACAUCAGCAACGAAAAAACUCUUCUGCUGCUCCCCAAAACGUUGGUAACAAAACCUUUACAAUUAA